Molecule: messenger RNA, 2648 nt
Organism: Physella acuta
Lineage: Eukaryota; Metazoa; Mollusca; Gastropoda; Physidae
Product: DNA polymerase alpha subunit B
Biological process (GO): DNA replication initiation; DNA replication
Cellular component (GO): alpha DNA polymerase:primase complex
Molecular function (GO): DNA binding
Source: RefSeq, a predicted model, not a curated record
UACUAUACUAUCAUCAUCAUUUAUAAACAGAUCAAGUGUGACAGUCUGAGAUCUAAUCUAGAGAAUCUAGCUAGAUCUAGAUUCUAUUCUAGUUCUAGAUCAUCAUCUUGAGAUUCUACAGUAACAGUACACUACUACACUACAUGCUAGUACAUAGGGUCAUAGGCCUAUAUCAGUAAUCUCUAGGUCUACUACUACUACAGUCUACUACACAUCUAAUUCUAGAUCUUACUAAACUAAGUGCACACUCUCAAAAUCUAGGCUAAAUCUAGACUAGAUCUAGACUCUAGUAGAAAUCGAGCAGAGAAUGAAUCUGGAGCAGACUGAGUCUAUUUUAGAGGAUUUAGCAAAUGAAUUUGACUUGUUUGGUGAAAGGGUCAACGAAGAUGAAUUAAAAAAAAUGCUGGAGCUGUCCUUGAGUUAUCACAUCGAUGCUAAUUGCAUUGUCAAUAACUGGAUGGCAUUUUCUUCCUCCAGGAAAAUGGAACUUACUUUGGAAAACCUACAAUUAUUUGAUAGAGAGUGGCUGCCCAAAAAGGUUUCCACCCCAAAAACUCCAAAGCAAAAGCUGAUGUCAAGAAUUGCAGUAGAUUCCACCAACUGCAUGAAUGAAGAGCAGCUGGACAUGAUUGGAUCCUAUGCCACACCAGAGGAGAAAAAGCAGAUAGCGCAGAUGAAAAGACAUUUAACUCCAGAGGAUCAGAGUGCUGGACGCAAGAAGUUUGUUGCUGGCAACAGAGAUGCCAUCUUGUCUACUUCAGGAUCCUCACCAUCUACCAGAUCCACCACACCAUCCACCAGAUCCACCACACCAUCUGCGAAAUUUUCUUCCCGGUCCAAUGCAGGCGAUGUUGUUUUAACUUUUGGUGAUUCUCAGAAUGUAACCUGGCCAGGCCAGGGCCUGGGGGUGCCAGUCAAACAGUUGAGCUCUCAUACCCUCCAGGCUACACAAAAGUACAUGUUCCAAAAACUCUCCCAAAAGGCUUUUGUACUCAACGAUCAGAUUGAAGAGAUGGCAUCUAUCUUCAAAAAUUUACAUGGGGUCCAGGAGUUUUCACACCUCGCUCAGCCUACGCAGGACCCUGUGUAUGUUGCGGGCCGGGUGUGCUGUGACAGUGUGGGUAAACUCAACUGCCAGUCUGUUCUACUUGAGGGCUCACGGGAAUCUUCUGCUGGAAAAAGCAUUAGCCUUGACCUUUCUGAGCUGAAACAAUACAGUCUGUUUCCUGGACAGGUGAUUGGCCUCCAAGGGGUUAACAGUACAGGGAAAAAGUUUGUGGCCACACAGAUCUUACCAUCAGCAGCUCUGCCAUUUUCCCAAGAAUUACCAGAUGAGAUGGCAGCUGAAACAUUACGACUGAUCAUAGCUGUAGGUCCGUACUCUCCAAGUGAUGCCUUAGAUUUCUCUCCCCUUCAUGACCUGAUAAAAUAUAUUCAGCGAGACCGACCUGAUGUUUGUAUUCUGAUGGGACCUUUUAUAGACAGCAAAAAUCUCAUUGUCAAUGGUGGAGACUUGCACGAGUCGUACGAGGAAAUGUUCCUGAAACAGGUGGAGCAGAUAGGACAAGCCACUCAAAAUUUGGGCUGCCAGGUUGUGAUUGUAUCUUCUUAUCGUGAUGUCCACCACUACCGGUGUGUUUACCCACAGCCUCCCUACAACAUGCCUGAUUCCACUCAGCAGAAAUGUUCCCUAGCUUCCCAUGUGAGCUUUGCGUCUGACCCAGUUACUCUUUCAAUCAGUGGUGUUGUGAUUGGUGUGACCUCAACAGACAUCCUGUUACACCUUUCAAAAUCAGAAAUAUCUCUGGGCUCUCAGGGCAAGUUGGAUAGACUUGGACGUCUAGUGCAACACGUGCUGCACCAACAGAGCUAUUACCCUCUGUACCCACCUGUGGAAGAAGUCAACCUAGAUCACCAUCUCUGGGAGUUGUAUGCCAAGUUCAAGGUUACACCACAUGUGAUCAUCCUGCCCUCUGACCUUAAGUCUUUCAUAAAGGACAUAGAUGGCUGCUGCUGUGUAAACCCUGGACGACUGACCACUGGAACUGUUGGUGGAACAUUUGCUCAGCUGGUCAUCAAUACACACCACAUCAGGGGAUCCCCAGCAUCAGCCUGUGUUGGUCGAAUUGUUAAAGUCUGAUACUGGGGCUCCAUCUGUUAGUGUCUGAUACUGGGGCUCCAUCUGUUAAAGUCUGAUACUGGGGCUCUAUCUGUUAGUGUCUGAUACUGGGGCUCCAUCUGUUAAAGUCUGAUACUGGGGCUCCAUCUGUUAGUGUCUGAUACUGGGGCUCCAUCUGUUAGUGUCUGAUACUGGGGCUCCAUCUGUUAAAGUCUGAUACUGGGGCUCCAUCUGUUAGUGUCUGAUACUGGGGCUCCAUCUGUUAGUGUCUGAUACUGGGGCUCCAUCUGUUAGUGUCUGAGGGCUCCAUCUGUUAGUGUCUGAGGGCUCCAUCUGUUAGUGUCUGAUACUGGGGCUCCAUCUGUUAGUGUCUGAGGGCUCCAUCUGUUAGUGUCUGAGGGCUCCAUCUGUUAGUGUCUGAUACUGGGGCUCCAUCUGUUAGUGUCUGAGGGCUCCAUCUGUUAGUGUCUGAGGGCUCCAUCUGUUAGUGUCUGAUACUGGGGCUCCAUCUGUUAGUGUCUGAGGGCUC